AUGCACUGGUGGAGGAUGAGGAUGAACUCUCCCACCCUGAGGAAUGAACCUGGAUGUGGCAAAAUCGACUGCACGCAGGCUGAGGAAAUGCUGAACUGCAAGCGGGAUGGUACCUUCCUCACCUGUGAGAACAGCCAGUGGGGUUGCUAUGUCUACUCUGUGGUGAUGGACGGAUAUAUCAAGCACUGUGUCCUCUACUGCAUGACCACUGGCUUGGGUUUUGCAGAGCCCUACAACCCAUACGGGUCUCUGAAGGAGCUGGUGCUGCAUCGCCAGCCCACCUCCCUCCUGCAACACAGCAAUGCACUUACCAUCACACUGGUACAUCUCGUGCCAGUCCUGAGCCCUGGGGCCCCAGCCCACUAA
Pipistrellus nathusii (Nathusius's pipistrelle) is the source of this 366-nucleotide messenger RNA. Lineage: Eukaryota; Metazoa; Chordata; Mammalia; Chiroptera; Vespertilionidae. The record is from the annotation of a GenBank genome assembly.